ACCUUCCAGCCCUGACAGGCCAUGGUCUCUCUGCAGGUGCCCCCGGCCUGCCUCCCUCAUGGCGUUGGAUGACUCUGGCCCUGCUGAUUCUCUGCCUGGGGAUGCUGAUUGGGCUGACUGUGUUGGGAAGCAUGUACAGCAGGCAGCAGGCUCUCUUGCAGCAAAUAACCCAAAAGUACUGCCAGGAGUUAAGCAGCAAGCCAGGAGGUCACAAAUGCAGCUCCUGUGAUCACAACUGGAGAUUCCACGGAGGAAAGUGCUAUGGCUCAUUUAAGAAUAACAAAACAUGGGAGGAAAGUAAAAAGUACUGCGAUGACCGCAACUCCACUCUCCUGAAGAUUGACACUCAAGAAGCUUGGAAUUUCAUCCAAGGGAGACCUGAUUUCACUCGCUGGAUCGGAUUGUCCCGCCCAUCCUCCGGUGGGCGGUGGACGUGGAUGGACCACUCAGCUCUCACCGACAACUUGUUUGAGUUGUUGGGAGAUGGAGACGAAGGUAAGCACUGUGCCUCCAUCCGGAAGAAGAAAAUCUCCACUACAUUCUGUAGGGAGUUACACUACUAUAUAUGCGAGAAGGUGGGCAUCGUGAAAGUCGACCAGCUGGUGUAAUGCUUAAGAUGCCAAGCAGAGGGGAACAGACUGCAUUUGAAAAUAAACAGCGGCGUGCAUUGUGGGGGACAGGGAAAUUCCUGGGAUCCUUAAGCCUCGGAGAGAA
Ornithorhynchus anatinus (platypus) is the source of this 714-nucleotide messenger RNA. Its product is annotated as C-type lectin domain family 1 member B-like. The record is from RefSeq and is a predicted model, not a curated record. The coding region runs from base 69 to 608 and encodes 179 amino acids. NCBI's taxonomy places the organism in Eukaryota, Metazoa, Chordata, Mammalia, Monotremata, Ornithorhynchidae. The transcript is spliced from 5 exons.